Molecule: messenger RNA, 1150 nt
Organism: Brassica napus (rape)
Lineage: Eukaryota; Viridiplantae; Streptophyta; Magnoliopsida; Brassicales; Brassicaceae
Molecular function (GO): nucleic acid binding
Source: RefSeq, a predicted model, not a curated record
UAUGACAGAGAAGGAAGCUAUGGUGGAUCCUUUUUUGGUCGAAGCUCUCCAGAAUCCUCGUCAUCGUCUCACCAUUUUGCGGAUGGAGCUUGAUAUACAAAAGUUCUUUCAAAACCCUGAUCAGCUUCAGUUCGAGUUCUCUCCUUUCCCAACCUCUUACCUGCGUCUCGCCGCACAUCGAGUUGCUCAGCACUAUGGACUAGUGACCAUGGCUUUGGACAACGGUGGUGGCGCAGUAGAUGGAUCCGACAACAGAAUCCUUGUGACCAAAACAGCGGAGAGCAGGUUUCCUCACGUCUGCUUAUCCGAAAUCCCUGUUAAGCAACCCGAGAACGGUAGGCCCGAGGGUGGUUUCAAGAUUGCGAUCAAGGCGAGGCCCAAGAGAGGAUCUGGCUCCGGAGGUAGCGGAUCAGGAGUGCAGCAGAAUCUUCAGAGAAGUGUCGAGGAGAGGAAAGAAGAGUAUGAUAAGGCCAGAGCUCGGAUCUUUAACAGCCCUGGUAGUUCCGACUCUGAAGAUUCUUCAUCGUUACGAGCUCCUCCUCCUCCUCCUGAAGUGAAAAACACAAGUGUAAACCGCAGUGAGGCUGAGGUGGCGGUGAGUAAUAAUUCUCCUGAUGCUGGUGGUUCUCGAGAAUCUGGAAGGACUUCUGUAGCCAUUAUCAGAGAUAGAGAGAAAGAUCGAUAUGAUCCUGAUUAUGACAGGAGCUAUGACAGGUAUGUCGUGGAUCCCGCAUACAGGUACGUUAGGGUUAUGCCGUCUGGCCAAAGCUUUAAUCCGAUGCCAAUGCACAUUCCCUUUCACGAUGGAGGUUUCCCGCAGAUGCCAAGAGGUCAUCAAGCUAAUCUAAACUACGGUCAUCCGUUUAAUCCUGCCAUGAGUCCCUUUAUUAAUAACCCGGCUGCUUAUACGCCGUGGCCAAACUCACCAGCUAUGAACUAUGCGCAUUCGUUGAACGGCCCAGACACGAAUCUUUUCAGGCAUCCUUCUGCGAGCAAUCCCUGACGACAAGUAGUGUUUUGAGUACUUCAAUGUUUGUAUGAAAAAAAAAACAGAUUCUAUAGAUAUUUAGCCUUUAUAGGAGCUCUCUGUUCUGUUCCAAACAAUGGCUGCUUCUUUCUUAUAUAACAAGACAUCUACUUUCUCGUUUUA